AUGACCAUGAAGGUGGCGGUUGGACUGCGGGAAAUAGGGCCUGGGAUAGGGAUACGAGGUUACAUGGAAAUCAUAUCCAGUGUUUGGAAAGAUAGGGAAACAGAGACGCAUAGAGAGAGAGAAAUGAGCCCCUCAUUUUCCACUGAUCUUAUCCCAUUGGGAGGGGUGGGAUGUGAGCCGGAUACGGCGACCUGUGCAGCGGUGCUCAUCGUCGACGUCGUCCUGCGCUGCUCAGGCCGCCGGAGCCGCUGCUCGCCUCGGAUGCGCCGCGCCGCCGGAGCCACCGCCGCUUGCCUCGGAUGCACCACGCCACAGCUCACCUCGGAUGCGCCGCGACGCCGGAGCAGUAGCCAGCUCGCCUCGCAUGGGCCUAGCUCGAAGCCGCUCGCCUCGGAUGCGCUUCGCUGCCGGGCCAUAGCUGCUUGCCACGCCGCCGGAGCUGCAACACUUGGGUCGCAUGUGCCGCGCCGCCAAGAUGCAGCCGCUCGCCUGGCACAGCACGCCGUAUUCUGUUGUGAACUUGUGGACAGGCUUGGAGAUAAGGUAGGCCUGGUCGGUGGUAACUGGUAA
Messenger RNA from Miscanthus lutarioriparius, 570 nucleotides. The record is from the annotation of a GenBank genome assembly. Lineage: Eukaryota; Viridiplantae; Streptophyta; Magnoliopsida; Poales; Poaceae.